Messenger RNA from Anolis sagrei ordinatus, 1378 nucleotides. RefSeq names its product LUC7 like (gene LUC7L). Gene Ontology annotation, molecular function: mRNA binding. Gene Ontology annotation, biological process: mRNA splice site recognition. Gene Ontology annotation, cellular component: U1 snRNP; U2-type prespliceosome. The record is from RefSeq and is a predicted model, not a curated record. Lineage: Eukaryota; Metazoa; Chordata; Lepidosauria; Squamata; Anolidae.
CCCCCGUCUGUUUAUUUCCCAUCGUGCCCCUCGGCGGCUGAGGGGAGAGGAAGAGAGAGCGCGCGUUUGCGGCCUAGUCGUGUCUCUCCCUCUCUCUCUCUCUCUCUCGUUUCCAAGGAGACGCGGGUUCCUUCCUUCCCCGCCGCCAUUAUGUCUGCCCAGGCCCAGAUGCGGGCACUGCUCGACCAGCUGAUGGGCACCGCCCGCGACGGCGAUGAAACCAGGCAAAGGGUGAAGUUUACAGAUGAGCGAGUCUGCAAGAGCCACCUUCUGGAUUGCUGCCCACAUGAUAUUCUUGCCGGAACGCGCAUGGACCUGGGAGAGUGCACAAAAAUUCAUGAUUUGGCACUAAGAGCAGAUUAUGAGAUUGCAAGUAAAGAAAGGGAUCUGUUCUUUGAGCUGGAUGCAAUGGACCACUUGGAGUCUUUCAUUGCUGAAUGUGACAGAAGAACUGAACUGGCAAAGAAACGGCUUGCAGAAACACAGGAAGAGAUCAGUGCUGAAGUAGCCGCCAAGGCAGAAAAGGUUCAUGAACUAAAUGAAGACAUUGGCAAACUCCUGGCUAAAGCUGAACAGCUGGGAGCAGAAGGGAAUGUGGAUGAGUCCCAGAAGAUAUUGAUGGAAGUUGAGAAAGUGCGAGCAAAAAAGAAAGAAGCCGAGGAAGAGUACCGCAAUUCUAUGCCUGCAUCCAGCUUUCAGCAACAGAAGCUGCGUGUCUGUGAAGUCUGUUCUGCAUACCUUGGUCUCCAUGACAAUGAUCGUCGUCUUGCAGAUCACUUUGGAGGCAAACUGCAUUUGGGCUUCAUUCAGAUCCGUGAGAAGCUGGACCAGUUGCGGAAAACUGUAGCAGAAAAGCAGGAGAAGAGAAAUCAGGACCGGUUGAGGCGGAGAGAAGAAAGAGAGCGUGAGGAACGCAUGGGACAACGAUCUGGAUCAAGAAACAGAGAUCGCAGAAGGUCUCGGUCUCGAGAGCGGAGGCGAAGGCGCUCGAGAUCUGCUUCCCGUGAGAAACGGAAAUCCCGCUCCAAAUCCCGAGAGCGGGAGAGGCACCGGCGCCACCGCAGCCGUUCUCGCAGCCAUAGCCGGGGCCACCGGCGGGGAUCCAGAGACAGGAGCUCCAAACAUAAGUCCUCUAGAGACCGGUCUUCCAGGGAGAAAUCGCGGGAGCGAGAGAAGAAAGAGAAGAGCUCUUCUGAACGGCGGCAUGAGAGCACCAACGGCAAAUCUCGCUCGAAGAGGUCGGAGGAGCGGGAGGCCGGCGAGAUCUGAACGCUGGCGAGAUCCGCCUUGUACUGUAUAUAGUCUUGAGAAACAUUCUACACAGUCCAAAUUUCUCAUUUAUAUUAACUGAAUACGGCACAUCUUUUGUAGUCCCAAA